Coniophora puteana RWD-64-598 SS2 is the source of this 1770-nucleotide messenger RNA. RefSeq lists its product as uncharacterized. Lineage: Eukaryota; Fungi; Basidiomycota; Agaricomycetes; Boletales; Coniophoraceae. The coding region runs from base 1 to 1770 and encodes 589 amino acids. The transcript is spliced from 3 exons. The record is from RefSeq and is a predicted model, not a curated record.
AUGCGCUCAACAACGCGGUUCGUGACGCGCCUGUGGACGCGUCGCAAUAGGGCCAUCACCGGCACCUCCAGCAGCUCUCAGCCAAUGUUAUCCACCCACCGUGCCCUAUCCAUCAACGAGGUCAUCUUCAACAUAGCUACCUAUGUAGAAGCCAAGAAGGACAUUGCUUCACUGGCAAGAGUCUCUCGGGCCCUCAGCGAGCCAGCGCUCGACGUUCUGUGGUCAAAUUUGGACUCCUUCAUUCCUUUGCUGCAAUGUCUCCCAUCCAAUCUUGUCGGAGGGAUUGUCGAAGACAACACAUUGUUCUUAUCCCUCGAACGCCCAUUCACCACUGCUGAUUGGCAAACACUGGUUAAAUAUGCUCGUCGCGUUGUGUCCUUGACAUGGACUUCAAAAUCAUUCAAGGGUUUCUCCAUUAGACUUGACGGGCAGCGCGUAGAGCUCACGAGUAUUACAAUUGACGGGGCUCUCUUCACCGUCCUUAGCGUCCCUCCAGUUUCCCGUCUCUUCCCUCGGUUGUGCCGUCUGACGUGGAAAAAGCGAUCUGGCCAAGGGACUUACUCUCUGUUUCGUGCCAUGCUUAGCCCAUCCGUAACUCACUUGGAUAUGUCUUCAUUCGCAUUCUCGAUUUCUGAUCAAGAGGCCUUGAGUCUUGUUGCUAUCCUAGGAGAUUUGUGCCCAUCCAUGCAGCACUUUAAAUGGACGGGCGCACCGCUACUUCCCCGCUCAUUGCCCUCUAAUUACACCGACCAGGCAUUUUCUAGCGUGGCAUGUGCAUGGAAGAGACUUACAUCCUUGUCGUGCCCUGCACUUCAUCAGACUGCUUUGUUACAACUUUCGUCCUCAAGCUACCUCCGCGACAUCACAUGUACCCUGGCUCACUCUUCCCCCGAGACUCGCACUCUAGCGAUCAACCGCCCCGCCUUUCCCGCUCUUACCGCGCUUGCCUUGAGCAGCCCCCCACGUGCCUCCCUAGCCAUCAUCGCUAAGUUUAUCAGCAAGAUAGCAAUCUCCCCGUCGAGCCUGGAUUUUUCUGCGGAUACAACAACAGAACUCGCGCUCACCGAGCUGCUCACUGCAGUCACAGAGCACUGCAACAAGGACACCCUUACCUCCCUGCGUGUUUCAGAAAACUAUGAUAGAUCCUCGGUUAUCGAGGGGGGUCUGGCUCUUAGCUACGCAACCCUUGGCCCUUUGUCUCGCUUCCGUAACCUUACACGCCUCGAAAUCGACACCCACCGGAACAUACUUCUCGAUGACAACGCCCUCCUCGAAAUGGCAGGCAGCUUCCCCGAUCUCAAAAUGCUCCAUUUCAACUCCGGCUAUGCGUGGAGAACUCGUUCGCAAGUGACAUUAGUCGGCAUCCGCCAGCUUAUAGCCCGUCUCGCCAGCAUAGAAACCCUCGCACUCGCAGUCGACGCCGAGACUCAGCCGCUCACCAUGAGCGCAGUUGCCGAAGCCAAUAGGGCACUUGCAGUGCAGUCCGCUCGGGCGACCUCCACGUUAACCUCGCUCAAUCUGUUGGACUCGCGGAUCGACUUGAAUUCCACGCUCGUUGUCGCGGCAUUUCUCUCGGACUUUUUGCCUAACACGGAUACUUCCUUAUCGUGGAAUACGAAACACUCGGAGUUUGGUGACGCAGAUGAACAGGGCCAAAGGUGGACGGACGUAUGGGCAGCGAUGGACGUCAUAUGGCAGGUGAGGGAGCAGGAGAAGGCAAAGUGGACGAAUAAUCGGCAACUAUGUGACGGCUUUUCAGGAAACGUCUAG